Hemibagrus wyckioides is the source of this 2384-nucleotide messenger RNA. RefSeq lists its product as uncharacterized. NCBI's taxonomy places the organism in Eukaryota, Metazoa, Chordata, Actinopteri, Siluriformes, Bagridae. The record is from RefSeq and is a predicted model, not a curated record. Bases 1063 to 1788 code for a protein of 241 amino acids. The transcript is spliced from 8 exons.
GGAACCAUAUUGUAAUGGGUUGUUUUCUUAUAUACACUAUAUUGCCAAAAGUUUUGGGACACCCCUCCAAAUCAUUGAAUUCAGGGGUUGGGCUCGGCCCCUUAGUUCCAGUGAAAGGAUUUCGGACAAUUUCAUGCUUGGGGAUGACCCCUUCCUGUUCCAAAAAGACUGCGCACCAGUGCGCAGAGCAACGUCCAUAAAGACAUGGAUAGUGUGGAGGAACUUGACUGGCCUGCACAAAGUCCUGACCUCAAUCCGAUAGAACACCUUUGGGAUGAAUUAGAGUGGAGACUGCGAGCCAGGCCAAAACUGGGACGUCUGCCUUUACAUGCACAUGAAUGUAUGGAGUUGUCCCGCCCUUUGCAGCUAUAACAGCUUCAACUCCUCUGGGAAGGCUUUCCACAAGGUUUAGGAGCGUGUUUAUGGGAAUUUUUGACCAUUCCUCUAGAAGCACAUUUGUGAGGUCAGGCACUGAUGCUGGACAAGAAGACCUGGCUUGCAGUCUCCACUCUAAUUCAUCCCAAAGGUGUUCUAUCAGGUUGAGGUCAGGACUCUGUGCAGGCCAGUCAAGUUCCUCCACACCAAACUCACUCAUCCAUGUCUUUAUGGACCUUGCUUUGUGCACUGGUGUGCAGUCAUGUUGGAACCGGAAGGGGGUCAUCCCCAAACUGUUCCCACAAUGUUGGGAGAAAUUGUCCAAAAUGUUCUUGGUAUGAAGCCGAAGUAUUAAGAGUUCCUUUCACUGGAACUAAGGGGCCGAGCCCAAACCCCUGAAAAACAACACCUGAAUUGAAUGAUUUGGAGGGGUGUCCAAAAACUUUUGGCAAUAUAAUGUAUUCUAUUCCUUAUUUUUUUUUCAUUAUUAUUAUUUCCUGAUUGACCAUCAAGUUCAGCUUUCCCCUGCAUCACAGAGACACAAUUGAUAGCACACCCUGCUAUUGUAACUCCACGCUACUGGAUCUAUGCUACUUCAAGCCAUGUGACACCUGUAGCUCAGGUAACAGGCGCCGUGGAAACGGUUGAGAGUUCCGCUCGCUGAUUCUGCCACCUGAGGAGCAGAGCAUGGCGUCUCCAAACACGAGGCGUUUCAACUCAACCCCAUCACCCAGGAUCCUGGAGCUCGCUCGGCCGCGAGAAUCUAAAACAGUUUGGCUCACAACACCAGCAAACGUGACUUGGGGAAACCAAGAGACAAUAUGGCCACUGUCCUGGACUUCAUUAAAAGCCAGAAGUAUGUCAAGGAUUCUGGCUCUGUCGCAACCCAAAAAAGAUUUCUCUGCCCUCCAUCGAGACCUGCUUUGGAAACGGCAGAAGGAAGCUGAAGAAGCAGCAAAGAGAAGGACGUGUCUUCUUUCUGGUACAUCACAGUAUGAGCAUUUCUCGCGCUUGGCAACCCCAAAUUCUCGUCACAGGAGCUCUCAGGUAGUGAGUCUCCCUCACACAAUGCGAUGUGAGCACAACUGUCCUGUGUGGCACAUCAGCUCUGCGGUGCGGAAUGCAGUCGCCUCUCCUCGCAUUCUUCAGCUUGCUCAGCCCAGACACGCACACCCCGAGUACCAGAGCAACCGCCAGAAUGUAGAAACAUGCAUCUCGUGUGCAGCUAAAUCAUCUCAGGCGACUCCGAGACUCGAACAGCUGUGUGCGCCCAAACUGCGAGAGAGCAAACUCUUCUACCAGUAUGGCCAGCCUGAGAGCGCAAUAAGGCCUGUAUCUAAAGCAGCAAGAAAAGCCACAGCAAGUGCUCGUGUGAGAGAGCUCUCCAUCCCAAGGAGCUAUAUCCCUCCUUGAAAAAUAAAAUAAAGAAAGAAAUAGAGACCGAGACCUCAUAAUCACACAGCCAGUGUUACUGUCCUGGUUAAAGAACAGAGAGAGAGAGAGAAAACAAGAGUAACAGAUGGACCGAUUAAAUGUCACUAAAAAGCAUAUAAAUGUUUCCUUGUUGUUUUUCCUUUUCUUUUCUUUUCUUUUCUCUUUUUCUGCAAGCCGUCAGACUUUACUUUGGAACGUUUCAUUCCAAAAUGUUGGAAAGGUUGUGUUAUUUUAAGCAAAAUGCCAGAAUGGUAAACUUCGUCCAGCCAACACAGAGGACAAGAGAACUUUUCUCAGUGUGUCUUUUGUGUGUUUUUCACAUCAGAUAUUCACGCAGCUUUAGUUUCAAUUAGCGUGUGGGAAAAGCGUUACAGACCUUCUCUCAUAGCUAGACGGCUUUUACGGGCGUGUGAAUAUUCAAAACAGUGAAAUGAUUCACAUGACAGAACAUGUACAUUCAUCAAAUUAUUGCUUAAUUUAAUGUUAAAGCACUGACACUGGAGACUCAACCAUCUACUUACAGGAAACCUCAAAUCAGCAAUGACACACUUUACAAUAAAUCCACAUAUAGUGGA